Lingula anatina is the source of this 792-nucleotide messenger RNA. Its product is annotated as allatostatin-A receptor-like. The record is from RefSeq and is a predicted model, not a curated record. Lineage: Eukaryota; Metazoa; Brachiopoda; Lingulata; Lingulida; Lingulidae. Gene Ontology annotation, biological process: G protein-coupled receptor signaling pathway. Gene Ontology annotation, cellular component: plasma membrane. Gene Ontology annotation, molecular function: G protein-coupled receptor activity.
AUGGGCGUCAGUAUCUAUUCUCUUGUUGCUAUAUGCGCUGUGCGGUACGCAUGUAUUGCGUACCCACUGUACGUACACUCGGCACUUGGGCGGAAGACGGCGUACAUAGCAAGUGGUCUCACGUGGGUGGCCAUGUUGAUUCUUAACUCGCCAAUCCCCGUCAUUAUGCUAGAGGACGCCGGGCGUCGGUGCACUUCAAGGGACAAGACGAACACCGUUUAUUACAUUUAUGCCUUCGUUAUCGUUGGAGCAGACUUUGCACUGCCUUUGAGCGUCAUAGCCGUGCUUUCGGUGCUCAUUAUCUAUCGACUCCGCUCAAUGCGCGAUGUGCAGAGACGCAUGUCCCAAUAUCAGGUGACUUGCGCGUCCCCAAGCAUGCAUCACGCUUCCAAAAGUGCCACAAAGCGUGUGAUGGCUCUGGUUCUUCUGGUCGUUGCCGUCUUUCUUAUCUGCUGGACCCCAGGCAUGGUUUUGUUCUUAUGGAACAUCAUAACAGUAUUGGGACCGGACAGUAGUGUCGUAUCUGGGAAAACUUCCUGUCAUCAAAGGGGUGUUAUGUACAUAGUACAAGACAUUGCUGCCAUUAUGGCUUUUAGCAGUUCAAGCCUGAACCCAUUGGUUUACAAUUUCGGUUCAGAGGAGUUUCGGAAAGCUUUCGUUCAGGCAUUAACGCCGAGGCACAUGUUGAGAAACAGACGGCGGAGUUCUGCAUCUGCCUCUGGGAUCGGUAUGAUAAGGAGGUGUGAAUUUAGUGCUCGUAGGACGAGAUCCAACAGAAGAUCAGAAGUUUGA